AUGGACGAAGUGGAUCCAAACAUUGUGCUCGACAUUUCUGCUGCGUCAAAACCUGGAGCGGCAGUAGAAACCAACCAGUUAGCUGGACCUUCUUCGAAUACAAUCCUUUAUUCGGAACUUGAUAUCUCCACCAAUGACCAACAGAGCAGGAUCUUGGAGGAUGAUAUCUUCAAAUCACUUUUAUUCUUGGAGUUCCAGGAAGAGAUGAACGCUAUUGUGGUGAAGUAA
Lobosporangium transversale is the source of this 228-nucleotide messenger RNA. RefSeq lists its product as hypothetical. Bases 1 to 228 code for a protein of 75 amino acids. The transcript is spliced from 2 exons. NCBI's taxonomy places the organism in Eukaryota, Fungi, Mortierellomycota, Mortierellomycetes, Mortierellales, Mortierellaceae. The record is from RefSeq and is a predicted model, not a curated record.